AUGGCACCUACGCCCACCGAAGAAAACCUGGAUGAACCUAACAAUAACCCACAGCAAGUUUAUUGGGAAGAGUCUGACAGUGAUGAUGACGGGCCAACGACAGACUCAGCGAAGAACCCAUCGGAAAAGCGCCGCGAACAGAACACCUUGUUUAAAAACUGGAUUACGCAGAAGGCCGAAGAUGUCACAGAGAAACAGGUGAAAAGUGCUCUUAUGGCUACAGAUGACGAGAAUCUGUCAAUUCGCAAUGUCCUAGCCAAGCAAGAUACGAAUGUUAUUUCAGACCCAAGGGAAUACCAACUAGAGCUCUUCGAAAGAGCCAAGAAAGAGAAUGUCAUUGCCGUGCUGGAUACUGGAUCGGGAAAGACCCUCAUCGCAGUGCUUUUGCUUCAGCAUAUGCUGGAUAAAGAAAUCGAGGAUAGAGCGGCCGGAAAGGCUCCAAAAAUUGCCUUCUUCCUGGUCGACAGCGUAACUCUAGUAUUUCAACAGUUUGCUGUUCUCGAAACGAAUCUUGACCAUAAAGCCGAGCGCUUCUGCGGCGCAAUGAGAAUCGACCUUUGGUCCAAAGAAAAAUGGUUGAAGUAUUUUACCGAGAACAUGGUCAUUGUCUGCACGGCCGAGGUCCUUUGCCAGUGCCUUAUGCACUCCUUCAUUAGCAUCGACCAGAUCAAUCUCCUGAUCUUUGACGAGGCACACCAUGCGAAGAAGAACCAUAGUUAUGCCAGGAUCAUUAAAGACUACUACCUGACACAGUCAGACGAGUCCAAGCGUCCAAAGGUAUUUGGAAUGACUGCAUCCCCAGUUGAUGCAAAAGUCGACGUGUUGCAAGCUGCGAGAGAACUGGAGAUGCUGUUACACAGCCGUAUCGCUACCACUGCUAAUCUUGACGAUCUUCGAAAGACUAUUAGCAGGCCUAUGGAAAAUGUGGCUUGGUACGCGCGACUACGUAAACCUUUCGAGACGCCACUUUAUCAGAAACUAAAGGCUAAGUUCGGCGAGAUGGAAAUGUUCCGCUCUCUCUUCGAAUCUUCCAAGCAGGCUAGUUCUACAUUAGGAGCCUGGAGCUCCGAUAUGUACUGGCUAUUCGCUCUAGGAGAAGAAGAAGCCAGGAAGCUUGAAAGUCGACAAGAACAAGCCUACCACAAAGAAAAGAAAAGAAGGCCUGUUGCUAGCCUCGACACUGAAGUUAAAAUGUUGCGGGAAGCUGCUGAAAUAGUGAGGCAACAUACUUUCGGCACUCCCAGUCUAAACGCCGACGAUCUCAGUUCAAAGGUCAUCAAACUCCAUGAAUGGCUGCAAGGGUAUUUUGAGCGGCCCUCCGAAAGCAAAUGUAUUGUGUUCGUCGAACGCCGGCACACAGCGCGUUUGCUUCACCACAUAUUCAAGCAUAUCGGAAGCCCUCAUCUGCGUCCAGGCAUAAUCGUUGGAAACUCAUCAAGGGCUGGGGAUCUGAACAUCUCCUUCCGAAAGCAAGUGAUGACCAUGAUUGAGUUCAGAAAGGGCGAUCUCAACUGCUUAUUCGCUACAUCUAUUGCCGAAGAGGGACUGGAUAUACCUGACUGCAACCUUGUAGUCAGGUUCGACCUCUACAGAACUAUGAUCCAAUAUGUCCAAUCAAGGGGGCGCGCACGCCACAAGAAUUCCAGAUACGUGCAUAUGCUCGAGAUGGAUAAUUCCGCACACCGUCAAAUGGUGGCAGAAGUACGUCAAGCAGAGAGUUCAAUGCGCAAAUUCUGCGAGAAAUUACCGGAAGACCGUAAGCUGGAAGGCAACGACUCGGACCUCGAUGACCUCGUUCUCGGUGGACGGGGAUUUCCAACGUACACUGAACCUACUACUGGAGCGAAACUCACAUACGAUUCGUCUUUGAGUGUACUAGCACACUUUGUUGCAUGUCUGCCUCGACAAGGAGAUGUGACUUCAGCACCGAUGUAUGUCAUGUCUGCCCAGGCUGGUAGUUUUGUCUGUGAGGUCAUCCUCCCAGAUAAUUCUCCCAUUAUUACUGCCAUAGGACGACUAUCAGGCAGAAAGGCUAUUGCCAAACGUUCCGCAGCCUUCGAGAUGUGCAUUCAGCUUCGACGAAAGCGGUAUCUCAACGAGAAUCUCUUACCAAUAUAUGCUAAGCAGCUACCGGCAAUGCGAAAUGCACAUCUCGCACUCAACCUCAAAAAGACAACCUUGUACGAACGGAUGAUAAAGCCUCAUCUGUGGGCCAAGACCGGUAGCAUUAUCCCCAAAGAAGUCUACAUUACAGUCUUGGAUUUUCCUGACGGACUGAGCCGGCCGCAUCAACCCCUUGCUCUACUGACCCGGACAAAACUGCCGGAUCUUCCUGGAUUUCCACUUUUUCUUACCUCGGGACGAGCGAGCGAGGUGAGAUUGAGUGGACUGCGGUCUAGGUUUGCAGUCAGUGAUAAGCAGCUGCAGAUGCUCAAUGCAUAUACUCUGCGAAUCUUCAGAGACAUCUUCAACAAAACUUUUGAGGACGAUCUGUCGAAGAUGCCUUAUUGGGUUGCCCCUGUAGUGCCUCACUACACCAUUGUCGAUGAAGACUUUUACGGUUUAUCCGAUGUUCUGGAUUUGAACGCACUUGAGGCAGUCUUCUCAAUGCAGGAACACGAAUGGACUCCGGAGACACCACACGCGUUUCUCAGAAACAAGUUCUUUAUAGAUAGGUGGGAUGGAGGCCGCAGGUUCUUCUCGGUUGGAGUCGACCUGAACCUGAAAGCUACGGAUCCUGUACCAAAAGACUCAGUCACAGGGAAGAGACCAGAAAACAGGACGGAUAUACUGAACUACUCCGUCAGUCUGUACAAGCAAUCCAGAGCACGAGCUGAUGCAACCUGGAGACGUGAUCAACCGGUGAUCAAAGCAGAACAGGUUUUGCAUCGCCGAAACAUGCUAGCUGAACCAGCUGAGAAGGAACUGUGCCUCCGCACGAAGGUCUAUUUAUGCCCUGAACCCCUGAAGAUCUCAGUUCUUACAUCAGAAGCCGUUACAACAUCUUUGGUGUUUCCGGCAAUCAUUCACCGCAUUGACGAGUAUCUCAUCGCUCUGGAAGCUUGCGACCUACUUGGCCUCGACAUUAGUCCUGCUCUUGCCCUCGAGGCUGUAACAAAGGACUCUGACAAUACUGAGGAGCAUGAAGACCAACCGAUCAACUUUCGUCGUGGAAUGGGCAACAACUACGAACGUUUAGAGUUCAUGGGCGAUUGUUUCCUGAAGAUGGCAACGUCCAUCUCUCUCUUUGGACAGAACCCAGAUGACAAUGAAUUUGACUUUCAUGUCAAGCGCAUGUGCCUCAUAUGCAAUCAAAACUUGUUCAACACUGCCAAGGAGAUCAAGUUAACAAAGUUCAUCCGCAGCUUGGCUUUCAACCGGCGUACAUGGUAUCCAGAUGGUAUCAGAUUGCUUGAAGGCAAAGGAGCGAAGAAGCUCGAAGACGGAAAGGAGAACAACAAAAACCAAGUGACGCAUUCACUAAACGACAAGACGGUCGCUGACGUCUGUGAAGCUUUCAUUGGAGCUGCGUACAUGACGCACAACGACCAAGGCUCUUGGAAGCCAGAGAAUUGGGACAACGCCGUCAAGGCCGUGUCUACACUGGUUUCCAGUGACAUGCACAAGAUGCAGAAGUGGUCGGAAUACUAUGAAGCCUACCAAAAGCCGGCUUACCUGUCCGGCGAAGUGACAGCAACUCAACACGACCUUGCCGCGAAAAUGGAAAAGGAACAUCCCUAUCACUUCCGCCACCCAAAGCUGCUCAACUCUGCUUUCAUGCACCCGUCAUACCCUUUUAUUUGGGCAAAGGUGCCAUCGUACCAGCGGCUCGAGUUUUUGGGAGACUCUCUCCUGGACAUGGUGUGCAUCGACUACCUAUUCUACCGCUUUCCGAGGAAAGACCCACAGUGGUUGACGGAGCACAAAAUGGCGAUGGUAUCGAACAAGUUCCUGGGGGCGCUGUGUGUGAAGAUCGGUUUCCACCGGCAUCUACGGUUUAGCCAUGCGCAGGUCGAGCACCAGAUCCGGGAGUAUGUGGCGGAGGUGCAAGAGGCGGAGCGAGAAGCGGACGGGGCAAUGGACUACUGGACUGCGGCGCGGACGCCGCCCAAGUGUCUCGCGGAUGUGGUCGAGGCCUACGUGGGUGCCGUCUUCGUCGACGCUGAAUACGACUACAGUGAGGUGGCGCGCUUCUUCGACAUGCAUAUCCGCCCCUUCUUCGAUGGCAUCAACAUGAAGGCGUACGAUGACUUUGCGGGCAGCCAUCCUACAACUCACAUGCACCACCUCCUCGCCGUUACCCUCGGUUGCCAGGACUACCGCCUUAUGGCGGAGGAGCUGCCGGCCAUCACGCCCGGCAUGCCUCCCCGCUGCGUCGCGGGCCUCAUGCUCCACGGGCGCAUCGUGGCUGACGGUGAAGGCGCAUCGGCCAAGUCUGCAAAGAUGCACGCGAGCAAAGACGCGCUGGAAAAGAUAUCCGGCCUCGUACCCUUUGACUUCAGGGCCAAGUUCGGCUGCACCUGCCACGCAGAGACAGACGGGAAGGGCGAGGGCGAGUGGGUGGCGGACGAAGUGGCGGCGGAGGGGGAAUCAAAAAGUAGCGACGGGGAUGAGCGUGGUGAAAGCAGGGACUGA
Aplosporella prunicola CBS 121167 is the source of this 4635-nucleotide messenger RNA. RefSeq lists its product as uncharacterized. The transcript has 4 exons. Gene Ontology annotation, biological process: siRNA processing. Gene Ontology annotation, molecular function: ATP binding; DNA binding; RNA binding. Gene Ontology annotation, cellular component: cytoplasm; RISC complex; nucleus. NCBI's taxonomy places the organism in Eukaryota, Fungi, Ascomycota, Dothideomycetes, Botryosphaeriales, Aplosporellaceae. The coding region runs from base 1 to 4635 and encodes 1544 amino acids. The record is from RefSeq and is a predicted model, not a curated record.